Molecule: messenger RNA, 3108 nt
Organism: Rhincodon typus (whale shark)
Lineage: Eukaryota; Metazoa; Chordata; Chondrichthyes; Orectolobiformes; Rhincodontidae
Exons: 14
Coding region: 578-1915 (445 amino acids)
Biological process (GO): protein localization to heterochromatin; negative regulation of DNA-templated transcription; negative regulation of gene expression, epigenetic
Cellular component (GO): nucleoplasm
Source: RefSeq, a predicted model, not a curated record
GUGUGUGCGAUUAUAAAAAACGAUAAGAGUGUGUUAGCGGCCGCGUACGGGCCCCUCACCUCCUGAAGUCGGUCUUGUCGGUGGCCAGAGCAUAGGCCGCUUUCACCGUCUCCAUGAAGCCCCGGCGACAGCCAGGUUCGCUCUUCUUCGGAGCCGCCAUGAUGACCUCACCGCAAUGUGGGAAUGAGAGGGAGGGAAACACUUCAUGGAUGCACCAAACCCUUAGGACCGGGGCUACAACUAUAACUGUCCGCCCGGAGGAGGCACCGGGCACGAAGACAAUGAGCUCUGAUGGCAUCGUGUAAUCCUCAGGGAACUAAGUGAGGAAGUAGAAAAACCACUGAUCAGAUACUUUCAGAUGUUCUGGAAUUCAGAAAUUGGAUUGGAGAGCCAAUGUACGAGAAGAGAAAAGGGUAGAAAAGUACCGGAUUUGGAUUCUGUUUGGGAGCUGUUGCGAAUGGAAUGUGAAACAAUGUAACUGGUUUGAAAAGAAAUGCAUGUAUCGGACGGAGAAGGUGCAGAACACCCUGGACAGACACAAGCCUCUGCUCAUCAAACCUGAACUGAUUGAUGUGAUAUGUAUCUGAAGAAUUACAGACAGUGCCCAUACCCAGCAGCGCUAUCAUCUCAUAGCCAAGAGAUGGAGUUAGUCUAUAGAAGAUGUCUCCAAAGUGAUCGUGAAGAGCAUGCUCAAACUGGACACAGCGAAAGUCUCCCUCUGGUUCCCGACCAGAGACAAAAGGAAAAGCAAACUCCUCAUUGCAAAGCUGGCAGUGAUGAGAAUGGCAAGGAACGCGGACGUGACAUCGGUGAAAAGAGUGUCCGAUCAGCAAUGCCCAGCAACCAACAGGAGCGGAAAAAUAAUUGUUCUGCUAAUGAUCCCGUAAAGGCUGCAAAAGGGAAAGUUCACCAACGGGAGAACAAAGACCACCCGAUUUAUGAAAGAAAAAAGCCCUGUCCACCUGAGAAAACCAUCAAAUGUUGCAAUGAUUCUUCACACAAGAACCAAGAGAGUGCCCCAGUGAAACCUCUGUCAUCCCAGAACACCGAGCAAGACUGUCCAAAAAUUGUUCCAGAUGCAGUGCCAAGAGAUUCUUCAACGCUGCCAAGUUCAUCAGUUUCAAAGAAGGAGGAAAAGUCAGAAAUCCAUCUGAAAAAGAUUUCCGCACAGACUGUAGAAAAAAAUGCUCCGGGAACAAGUUCCACUGCCCAAAUUCCUGUCCGAAUUACUCCACGGACUGAUGGAGUUGGUCGACCUUCAGGAAGCUUUCUUGUGCCGAGACACAAUCCUUUGAAGAACCCACCUGUCACGAAGAGUAAACCAAUUGAGUCUAGGUCGUCUGAGCUCCCUGUAAAAAGGAAGAAAACUGUGCAGGCUGUAAAACCAGACAUUCCAAAGAAGCCAGCCCAAGAGAUAUCAGUAGAUGUUGCAUCUGAGAGAGCAGACAAGCCUGGCACUGGUUUCUGUGGAAUUGACUCCUUUGCUCACCACCUCCAGAAAAAACAUUCUUAUAAGAAUGGUGGACAUAACAAAGAAGGCAGUCGGCAUCCUAGUAGAGAUCUUAAAUCUCACAGUGCCUCAGCAACUGGCUGCAAAGUUAGUAAGGCUAUUAAGGACGUCUCCAGAUCAGAUACCAUGACAGAAAAGGACCGACCAAAGAACGAGACCCAUAAAGACCCUCGGUCUGCUUUAAUUUUGGCAAAAAGGGACAAAUUGAUGAAGACAUACAGAUCGGACUGUGAGGCCUUUGCCAUGGUGGCAAAACAACUGGUCAACCAAGAUCCUACAAUCGAGAAGCAGGUCCAAUUAGCACUCAGGAAGAGUCUGCAGCUGAUUGGCGAACGCUGUCUGGGAGAACUGAAGAAAAGUAUUGCAAAGUACGAUGCUGCAAAUGCAGCGAAGAAUUCAAACUGAGUUUGUUCCUUUAAAGCCACAUUUUGACUUGGGCACUUUGUACUUUCGCUGGAUUUCUCCGGGCACUUUCCGCUGCCAAAAUGUAUUUUUCUUCCUUUUCAUCCUGAAGUUUUGGGUGAUGGAGGGAAGAGAGAUUUGGUCAUAUAACACCUCCAGUGGCAAGGGGCUAUUUCUCAGAAGGGCGGGGGUUACUGACUGCGGGUACUCUGAGCCACAGGGGGAGAUGCAUGCAAUUGACAGGUUAGUGUAAGUCUGUAUUACACCAUUGAAUUUCUCCUCCCAUUGGAUCUACAGUUUGACAAUUCCGUUGCCCUCUAGUAUUCCAUACCCCAUCCCCCUCCUCCUGAAGGCCGUGUGGCUAUUCCUCCUUAGAGGUCAUCAUAAUAGAGCCUGAUUCUGCCCUCGCCCAACAUCGCCACAAAUUCCCAACAAGUAAAAUCUGCAGACGGUUUUCUCUUGCUAAUUUCUUUUUGCUGUCAUGCGUGGCCAGUUAAUUUCAACACAGGCUCGUUUAGAAUGUUUUUGCGGUGGUCGGGGUCGGGGGGUGGGGGGAGGUGCCACGCAUGAGCCUCCUCGUUUACGGGGCAAUUUGUGAAUGACCGUCUGGGGGAAGCUGCGCCCAUGCCCGCCCUAGAACCUUUUUCUUGCUGAUCCCAGCGUGGGUGCAGCCCGUUCGUUCCUGUCCCACCUACAAAGCGACUUCACAGCCACCAGGGCUCAAAGCUGCGAGCAUCUUGUUCUAUAUGACUCAGGAAUUCAUUAUGUAAAUUAAUUACGCUGGCGAGACAUUUUGUACGUUUUAAAUGCAACCAUUUAACUAGGCGGUUGGAAACCUGUAAAUGGCAAAUCAUAGCAGAGGCAGGAGGUAGAUCUCCUUGGCUGUCAAUUUGAGUGCAUUAUGAUGAAAAGAAAUAGAUAUUGUGAUGAUCGAUGCCUCAGUUGUCUUUCUUUUAUAAAAGGCAACACUUCUGUCGUUCAGUUUGUACAUUUAAAAAAAAAGUUUGCAAACAAAACUGGCACAUAGGAUCCAAAUGACGGGACAGAUUGCCUGCGAUCCUUGGAUGAAUGUAGACCAAAGUUCAAAAAAUGAUUCCUGCCCAUGUUUAGUUUGAAAUGUUUCCAUUUUCCAGUGAGUCAUUGGGCAGAAAGAAAGGUUUUAAACACUUUGCCGCUAUUAUUGUUGUUGCAAAAGA